GUUUAAUUUUGAUGACUUUAAAACAUUUCUUUUUUUCUCCUGCUGUGCCACAUAAGUUAAUUUUAGUUACAAAUUUGAUAAAGUAUUUUUUAUUACUUCGAUUUGUGUAACUUCGAGAGAGUAAUACAUGUUUUCUGUUAUUUAAACUUCUGUUUAAACAUUUUUCUCUCUCUCUCACCUAUUUUCAGCUACCUAAUUCAUUUUUAUGCUAUCAAGCAUAAAAUUUCAUGUAUCUUAUUAUAUUACCCUAUUAUUAAUCCUUGCACCAUUGUUAUGGUAAACUAUUUUUUGUGUCAUGCUAUCUUCUAUUUGUUAUUAUCGAGGAUUAAGGGUCUGGAUUGACCCAGGAACCUCAAUUAGCCUAGGCUAAGAAGCCACAAUGAAUUCCAGAGAAUUACCUGCUUCUAAUGAUUUUUGUGCCAUCGUUCGAUCUUUCGUGGAAGGAAUCAACCUGAGACAUCGUACCCGAAAACCUCGCUCUAAAAGUAAGAAAACGAAAAAGAAAAGUGUUGAAUUAGUUUUAAGAAAAUCUCCUUUGCAUCUAAAUCAGCUUAUUGCAAUGUCUUCACACGGAACUGAUUUUCAUGUUGGAGACAUAGUGUCAUUUUUACAUUUUGAUGCUGAUAAAUUUAAUUAUGCCCAAAUUCGUAAGUUAUUUCGAGAUAAAGAAGGUGAUGAACGUGCUCUUAUCACUUGGAUGUAUUCAUUGAAAUGUGUGGAUUCUAAAAACAAAGUGCAUCCUGCAACAUUCAUUUUAGGGCCAGAAGAGAAAGAACCUCGAAGAAUUGAAAUAUUUGUAGAAGUAGUUUACUGUGCACAAGAAGUGUUUGUAGUACAGUGAGUUUCUUACAAUGCAAUAUGAUUCAACCAUGCAUUUAAAUCUAUAACUUUGUCACAGUGAGAUACAACUUAAGCAAAAUUCUUAUGUGAUAUGUUCCUUUUAUGUGAAAUUAAAUAUACAGCAUGUGAAAUUAAAUAUUAAUAAAUAUACCCACUGAAAACUUUGUUCUCUCUAAAUAAAAUAAAUUAUUGGAAGAAAAAAAAAAGCAAUUUAAUCUGAUUCUUGUAUUAAACUUAACUAUAUGACUUUGCUAUAUUAAGAUGUUUGUAAUUUAUAUUCAGCUUCAGGUAACAUAAUAAUAAAAGCUAUUAAGAAAAUAGGAAUAACUAUUUUAAAUCAAUGCUCAUUUUAUUAAAAAAUCAUAUCUCAAUUUUUAAUGGCAUAUUAUAAUUUUAUUUUUAUGCAUAAGGUUGUGAGAAAAUUAUGGAUGUUAAUCAUAUAGAAUUAAAUACCGGCAGUGUGAAUGAUAAAAUUAACUAACAGGACACUCAAGUUUCUCUCUUUUCACUUUUAUUUUCAUUCCAAAGGCUUGUGUUUAUAUCAUCAUGUCCAACUUUAAACGUUAGAUUAAAUUCAGUUUUUUUAGAGUUCCUAAAAAUAUGGAGUAUAAAGCAAACUCUUCAAUUAGAAUAUGGCAAUAUAGAUUAUCAAGAAGUAAUUUUAAGUUUGAACUAAGGAUAGUUUCUGAUUCAUUUCAUUUUUUAAUGACUUCAUUCCUUUAGUGCAACUCAUGGUCUUGUUCUGAGAAAACUUUACUUAAAAAUGUCUAAUAAAUGGUGAUAUUGAAACCAA
Messenger RNA from Parasteatoda tepidariorum (common house spider), 1633 nucleotides. RefSeq names its product GATA zinc finger domain-containing protein 1. The record is from RefSeq and is a predicted model, not a curated record. Gene Ontology annotation, biological process: chromatin organization. Gene Ontology annotation, cellular component: nucleus. Lineage: Eukaryota; Metazoa; Arthropoda; Arachnida; Araneae; Theridiidae.